AAAAAAAUAAAAAAUAAUUUUGUAAUCGUAAAAUGUGUUCAUUUUGAAGGUUUAGGAAUUUUUUUUUGGUAGUAAUAAGAAAAAAUAAAAUGAAAAUUGGGGGCUGGCUAGGAGUUUUUCAAAUUUUUUUUUUUUUGGUUAAAUAGAAACGAGUCCUGAUCACUGAUCAGAUCCGCUGUGACUUCGACUUCUUUUGAGCAAUAAGAGAAAAUACCAAUUCUUGUAUUACUUAUUUGAAUCAAAUCCCGUCGAAAGAUUAAAUUCCCUUCUCCUUUCUUCGCUACUCUCUGCUUUUCCUGAGGCCAAAGGACGAUGGCGAAGAUGAUGAUGAUGAUGAUGAUGAUGAAGGCUGUUACGAUGUCGUUUUUGUUAGUUGUAACUCAGAUUCCAUUGGUGUUGGGUUUCCCAUCUACAGCGCCUGCUUUUUUCUGGUCUUCUCACCACGACCAUCGGUUUUCAAAAAACAGAAUGGAUGAAGCAGUAAAUUAUCAGACAAUUUCUUCAAGGAAUCUUGCCAGAUCUAUUCUGUCUGAAGGGGGCUGGUCAAACUUACUGUGCACAGAAAAGAAACUUCAGCAGUCUGCAGACCUAGCACUUGUUUUUGUUGGUAGAGAGCUGCUGUCCUCAGAUGUUUCAUCAAGCAAAAAUGCAGACCCAGCUCUUGUGAACUUGCUCAAGGUCUCUUUUACAAGGUCUAAUUUCUCCCUGGCAUUCCCAUAUGUUGCUGCAUCAGAGGAGGAGACAAUAGAGAAUUCUUUGGUUUCAAGUUUGACAGAAACUUGUGGGCAGGACUCAAGAAUCAAUAAUGUUGCUUUUUCAGAGUCAUGCUUAAUAGAGGGCGACAAAUUUCAAAAGCUUGCAGAUGUGCAUGCAGUUCAUGACUAUCUGGUUUCAAAGAUGGAAAAGAGAACAGAUGGGCAAGCAGAUCUGGUUGUAUUCUGCCAUGGAGGCUUGUAUUCUUCAAAAGGACUUGAGCAACCACAAACUGAAAGUGAAACUUUGUCUGAGCUUAUCAGUUCUGUGGACACACUAGGGGCAAAGUACGAAGUACUGUACAUUUCAGAUCCAUUUCGAUCAAUCCAGUAUCCUUCUCAUCGAGAACUGGAAAGAUUUCUUGCUGAAGGUACUGCUGGAAAUGGAUCACUCAAUUCCAGAAUUUGCGAUGAAGUUUGCAAGAUCAAAUCAUCUCUUUUGGAGGGAGUUUUAGUUGGGAUCGUUUUGCUUAUCAUUUUAAUAGCAGGCCUUUGCUGUAUGAUGGGCAUUGAUACCCCUACAAAAUUUGAGACACCCCAAGACUCUUAAUAGGUUUCCUGGCAGAUAAUACCUUUGUGUUCUGUACUGAGCCUUCUGUUCUUCGUACUGGUGUAACAGAUUAGUUGUCUAUAUCUAUUUGCAGUGAACUUAAAUGUUGCGCUGCGAUUUUAGUCCACUUGGUAAGGGCUUUAUAUGAUGUUGGUAAUGACGGAGUGCAGUAUUUUUUGUGUGGACAUCGUGUACCUUGUGUACUUUUGUUUCAUCCUUGUGCAAUGUAAUCAUUUGAUUCUUCGAGUA
This is a messenger RNA of Hevea brasiliensis (rubber tree), 1551 nucleotides long. RefSeq lists its product as uncharacterized. The transcript is spliced from 9 exons. The record is from RefSeq and is a predicted model, not a curated record. Lineage: Eukaryota; Viridiplantae; Streptophyta; Magnoliopsida; Malpighiales; Euphorbiaceae. Bases 313 to 1302 code for a protein of 329 amino acids.